AUGGAGGCGAAUAAGAGGAAACUACGGAUCAGGGAUGAGGAGGAAGAUGCGUGGAGCCGGAGACUAGCAACAAUGCGAGAGAGGAGAAGGGAGAAGAUGUGGAAGGAGAAGAGGAAUCUUGAGAAGGCGGCAGAAACGGACUCAUCUUUUGUUCUGCUGCCAGGGGCGAACCUUUUUUUCACCGACCCCAAGGCGUUCUUCGACGAGAUUUACAAAGAUGAGAAACCAGCCCCCAACAAGGUGGAAAUCCCUACUCUUGAUCGCUUCGAAACUCCGACCAUUUUUCACACCCGGCGGUUGCUCCCAAUCCGUGAACCUGGAAGCAAGGCGGUGCUCUCCGCCGCUAAAUCUCUACUUGGGAUCUCAUCCUCUCUCUGUGGCGAGCCGCUCAAACGGUGCUCUGGUUUCUGGAUUGACUUCGACGAGGGGAGCAAAACCGGCACUGUGUUGACGACCGCACAUCUCAUUCGCACAAAUGACACCAGCACUGACGUCUGGAUAGACGAAGCACAUUACGAUUCGAAAGCUAAGGUCACCGUUCAAUUGCUAGAUGGCACCACUGCAGAGGGACAGCUACUCUACUACCAGCCCCAUUAUGAUCUUGCUGUCUUGAGUGUUAAAGUGGAUCAACCAGUUCAUUUGCCAUCUUUUAACGAAGGAGUAAAAUUUUCUCAGAAGGUUUUUCGGCUAGGGAGAGACAAUUCAUUGAAACUAAGGAUAACAUAUGGUCGGGCAGCAUAUUUUAAUCCAGACAUGUAUGAGCGGUACCACAACAUGUACUUUGAUUGUGCAGAUCAUGAUAGUGAUAGUGAUGAGGAUGAUGAUGAUGAUGAUGAUGAUAACGAGUAUGACGAUGGAGGGAUAGUCAUUGACUUGGAUGGAGCGGUGGUUGGAAUGGUCAACAUUAGUUGCACAUUAGGGUCUUUUAUCCCUUCUUCCAUUUUGCUCAAGUGUUGGGCUUCAUGGAAGAGUAAAGGGAGAAUCCUUCGGCCCCACCUAGGAAUGAUAUUUGAGGCCAUCAAGCUUCUAGAACCUGCCUUUGUUGAUGAUAUAUGGCGUGCAUAUAACAUUGAUGACGGUCUUAUUGUUCAAGAGGUGUCGAAAGGAUCUUAUGCUGAAAAGAUUGGCAUCGAAAGAGGUGAUAUUAUUGAAUCUUUCAAUGGAAGCUGUAUUUCUACUACAGUUGAGUUGGAAAAUAUGUUGAUGAGUAUAUCCAAUGACUCUUUGGACAGUCAAAAGUGCCUUAAUAAUGAAGUUCAUUUUUCGGUUGUGGUAUUUCACACGCUAAGAAAACAACGAACGGCAUCUUUGUUGACAGCAAAUGUAUCAGAAUGUGGAGAAGUUAUAGUAAAAGAACCUGAGAAGGUGGGUAUUGCCUCCUUCCAUCUCGUGGGCGACGCCCAGUUGUGGUAUGGCCACUACAAGGAUGUCUACGGCCCGCCUCCAUGGCACCGGUUUACUGAGUUGGUUCACACCCAAUUUGGUCCACCUUCACGUAGCAACGCCCUUGGUGAGCUCAUCUUGCUCAAGUGCACGAGCCUGGUGGCAGACUUCAACAAGCAUUUCAAUGCCUUACUUGGUCGUGCGCCGUGCCUACCGCUGCCCAACAGGUUAUGA
Lolium rigidum is the source of this 1617-nucleotide messenger RNA. RefSeq lists its product as uncharacterized. NCBI's taxonomy places the organism in Eukaryota, Viridiplantae, Streptophyta, Magnoliopsida, Poales, Poaceae. The coding region runs from base 1 to 1617 and encodes 538 amino acids. The record is from RefSeq and is a predicted model, not a curated record. The transcript is spliced from 10 exons. Gene Ontology annotation, molecular function: protein binding.